Molecule: messenger RNA, 2766 nt
Organism: Archocentrus centrarchus (flier cichlid)
Lineage: Eukaryota; Metazoa; Chordata; Actinopteri; Cichliformes; Cichlidae
Gene: gdpd1
Product: glycerophosphodiester phosphodiesterase domain containing 1
Exons: 11
Coding region: 197-1150 (317 amino acids)
Biological process (GO): glycerophospholipid catabolic process; N-acylethanolamine metabolic process
Cellular component (GO): endoplasmic reticulum membrane
Molecular function (GO): phosphatidylcholine lysophospholipase A1 activity; phosphoric diester hydrolase activity
Source: RefSeq, a predicted model, not a curated record
ACUGACGGCGGCCGGUUAGUGGUGGUGUUUAGUUUUUUCCCCCCUCGAGCUCAGUGGUACUGCAGACAAGAAGCCAGUUCAUCACUUUAUCACAAAGUAAUUCGCUUCAUACAUGUGUGGACACUACUGACGUUUUUAACACACAACAAAGAGACAACAGCCAGAGCAAUUUCAUGACAAAGGACACUGACAGAAGAUGUGUGCUGCUGUGUAUGUCCUGUCAACGGUAACGGGCUAUGUGCUCACGUCUGCCCUGCUGCUAAAAUGCCCUAAUCUUCUGUAUCGAAAGAAGCGAGAGACUUUCCUCAGCAAGCACAUUUCCCAUCGUGGAGGCGCAGGUGAAAAUCUGGAAAACACCAUGGCAGCUUUCAAGCACGCUGUGGAUAUUGGAACAGAUAUGCUUGAGCUGGACUGCCACCUGACAAAAGAUGAACAGGUAGUGGUUUCACAUGAUACCAACUUACAGCGGGCCUGUGGCAUCAACGCCAACAUCUCUGACAUGACCUAUGCUGAACUCCCUCCAUACUUCUGCAGGCUGGGUGUAACCUUUCAGCGAGAGUGCUUCUGCGAGGGAGGAGAGGACAAACGCAUCCCUCUCCUCAGGGACGUUUUUGAUGCAUUUCCUAAUACCCCUGUCAACAUUGACAUCAAGGUUAACAAUGACACGCUUAUCAAGAAGGUCUCUGAGCUGAUCGUUAAGUAUGACAGAGAACAUCUGACUGUCUGGGGCAACUCCAGCAACCAGAUUGUGAAAAAGUGUUACAGAGAGAACCCUCAUAUUCCAGUGCUGUUCAGCUUUCCCAGAGUAUUGCAGCUGUUAGGCCUCUUCUACACCGGCCUCCUACCCUUUGUUCCAAUCAAGGAGCAGUUCCUGGAGAUCCCCAUGCCUUCCAUUAUAACUAAACUGGAAGAUCCUAACAGGUUAACUAGAAGUCGGCGAUUUAUUGCCUGGCUGGCAGACACUCUGCUGAUGAGGAAGGCUCUUUUUGACCAUUUAACUGCCCGGGGAAUUCAGGUCUACAUUUGGGUGCUGAAUGAUGAGGAGGACUUCCAGAGGGCGUUUGAUUUGGGGGCCACAGGAGUUAUGACAGAUUUUCCCACCAAGCUUAAAGACUUCAUGGACAGGAACGGCCUUUCCAAAGCGGAGUGACCUGCCAAAAUCUACCUCACCCCACCUCUCACCACUGAUUAUCCUUCAGGGCAACUGAACCUGCCAGACCACUACCACCCUCCACCCCCACCCCACAUGCACCCACUUUUACUGCAGGCAUUCCAGCACAGCUACGCACACACUGUGUUUUACAGUCUGUAGGGACUCUAACAUGUUCUGUAUCCAGCACAAGUAUUAGGAACCAGUUGCUGUACAUGCAGUGGUAGCACAUACUCCUCUUUUUUUUUUAUUGCUCGUACCAAACAGCGUGGUUCUAUAGCCGACUGAUAUUGGCCCCGUCACAGAGACAGUAUAUUGCCAUUGGCUUAAAGAUUAUUAUUAUUAUUAUUGCAGAUAAAGGCUCUAGCUGCAUUGUUUACAGUCUUCUCAACAUUGUCUGGAGCACAUGUAGCAGAGUAGCUCAGCAGAUGGUGGUGCAGUCAAGUGAAGUCUUCACCAUAAGUUGGUAAGUUGUUAGUAAAAUACUCUGCUAGAAAGUUAAUAAAGAAUAACUCCAUUAUAACUCAAAUAUACUGCAUGUAUUUACAGUAUUUUGUAUUUCACCUAAUAUCACACACUUAUUUAAAACCACUCUUUUUCUUAAUGUUUUCUGUAAAGGUUUACUUACGCAUACUUAAGCCUUUUUUGAUGCAUUUGAGUUACAGUUCGUAGUAUUACUGCGUCAUAUUAUGGCUAAUGUGCAAACACCAGCAGAUGCAGCUUGAUGGUGUCAUGUUAAUUUUCAGCGUGUUUAAUGUAUGAGUAUUUUUGCAGACUCACUGUCAUUUGCCACAAGCAAUAAUUCUUGUCUAAGCAGUGGUGAGACAUUUUUUUUUUUAUGUGUGCUAAAUGCUGCCAAACAAAAAUUCUCUAUUACAUUAAAUAUUAUUUUGAAAGACGAGCUGAGGGACAGUCAUUUGAGCUGUAAAAACCACUGUGCUGUAUGCUGUACUUCAUGUUUAUGUUGUUGGUUAGUUUCUAGAGUUUUCUUCUUUAAUCAGAUGAAAUGAUUGGGGCAUAGAUUGCCUGAUUUAUGAGAAGUUUUGCGCAAAAUAUGAAAAUUAUAUCGGGUUUCUUUUAGUACUUUCUACUACCUGUGACAGUGCAAUUGCAAUCAGAAUUAAACUUUAUAUGAGAUGUGUGCAUAUUUAAAAUAUUUUAUAGCCCAAUAUAGGCGCUGGAUGCAGGAUGAUCACUUCACUGCACUCACUUAAAAUUCAAAUUAUCGAAAGUAGAUUUCGAGUUUGAAAUAUCCUUGGGAUUAUGAUACCCAGUGGUAUUCUCUAAUCUAAUGAAUGUAGUUUGGGCUGAAUGUACUGUAUGUUGUUUAGGAUUUUUAUGAUAUUCAGUUUGUUGUGGGGCAUUUUAAAUUAUUGAUAUCUGAUAUUUUACUUCUAACAAAAAAUUCAUCCAGAUUUCUUUAAGAGACUUGAUCUACCAAAUAUUCUGAUUAUAUUACUCGUGGUGUUCUGAGUGUGCUUUUAUUUUGCAUGUUUAAAGCUGUCAUGUGUGUUGAGCUGAACUUGUUUGGGUUCAUCCUACGUGAAUUAUUACAUUUGAUUUACCGAGAGAUUAUUUUAAAAACUCUUUGUUAAAAUCUUUAUCAAUAAACUGUA